Eufriesea mexicana is the source of this 1329-nucleotide messenger RNA. RefSeq lists its product as uncharacterized. NCBI's taxonomy places the organism in Eukaryota, Metazoa, Arthropoda, Insecta, Hymenoptera, Apidae. Gene Ontology annotation, molecular function: protein binding. The record is from RefSeq and is a predicted model, not a curated record. The coding region runs from base 1 to 1329 and encodes 442 amino acids. The transcript has 4 exons.
AUGAACGUGAAUAAGCGUCUGAAAAUACCAGUCAUAAGAUGCGAGCAAUAUCAGGAGUCACAAAAGGAUCCAGAAAAAUUCCCAUUAAUAAAACAGAGUUGUCAUGGCUAUUCGUUGAAUACGCUACCGCCGGAAGUUUUGGAAAUGAUUCUUCGAUUGUUGCCUCUUCACAACGUUGCCACUUCCGUGCGUUUGGUUUCUAGACAUUGCUCAACGGUAGCAGCGGCAGUUUUAAAUAGAGCUUUUCUCACAGCCGGUUCAAGAGUGGAAGGUCUAAUAAAACAUAAUGAGAGUGUCAUGAAAAAUAUGAAAACACACGUUGGAUUACUGACCUGUAGCAAAGCUCUGAAUGCACUGGAGCUUAUCAAGGCACAGUACAAAAUGUUACGAGCUGUGACGUGGAGAUACACGCACCCUCCAACAAAGCAACGGAAAUUUCCAAGACUUUGUUUCUAUGCGGGCAGUUUGCUCGACAAUUUAAAUGAAUUUCUUAGACGAAUUGCAAAUUAUGACUCAUUCACUGAGGACUCAGGUGUCACUUCCUUUGUAACCGUUUGCAAACGGUUCAUGAAUUUUUUUGAAAAAGUCUCUGAACGCAGAGUAAACAGUAGAUCGGCACUGGUAUCCGGAUGCAAAGUCGUAGAUGUUCUGGACUGUCUCGUAGAAGGUCGACAAGUGCAAUUUUUCAAAGUAACAUCUAACAGAAAAGGUGUCGAAGGAACUGUUAGCAUGAAGUUGAAGUACACGAUGAAACGCGCUUGGUUUACUUGUCUAGAAGUUUCCAAAAACAGUGAAGAUAAAACUUGGAGGGACGAACAACGUUUCAUGUACCUUCGUCUACGACGUCUUGUGGCUAGCGUAAAUGAACAUUUCUUCGAAAACUUACAUUACGAGCACGAACUAGUUUUACAGGUGACAUUUAUUCCUUUAAUACUUUCAUUAAGACCUCCACCAGCUUCCACUUAUUCGGGAUACGGAGAGUACGGUGGACGUUUCUUUUACUAUGGAAAUAUGAAUAAAUACGCAUAUGAAAGUAAAUUUAUGCAUCCAACGAGAACGGAAAAUAUAACAAUUGACACUGAACAACAGAUCCAAAGGCCGCCAUCUUUCGAUCUGAUAAUCGAGAUCGAAUUAAAGUGUACGCCAGAAUUGGCGCCACUUUCUGUAAGAUCGAUCUUAAAAUCGGACGAAUUUGAAACUUACGAGACGAAAACGUACAAGAAUCAACAACUCUACUUACGAAUGAACGUUAUAUGUCCAGCGUCAAUAGCUAAUAGACUACCGAGUAAUUUUGUAUGGGAAUUGCAUAGUCCACGACGUAUGCGUUGA